AUGCGAACAGCGGUAACUGACAUAUGUGCAAACGCGUACGAUGUUUUAACCACAAUAGCCGGAACAGGAGACGAGUUCACCACCUACGCGUCUGACUUGUCGAAUAAUUCCAUGAAAUUCCACUACCCCCAAAGCGGCGAAGAUUGCUUCGACAUGUUGCUCGACAUAUUACGCCGCUUGUUCCCGCCGCUAAAAUUCCUGCUCGGCCAGUGUAGCUAUGCCGCAUACAACUUUGGUUGGCGCGAUUGUAUGUACGGCAAAGAUAUUGCUUCAGGCAAAUCGCAGUGUAUCGACCACUCAGAAGACAAAGCAGCGUGCCAACCAAACGGCAAACCAAAUGACCAACCAAAGUGCCAAGUAAACAGCCAAGCAAAUUGCCGACCAACUUCCCCGUUAAUGUCCUAUCUUAACGAUUGCUUACCGGGGCAUCUACCUCACCAACUUAGCAAAAUUGGUUGCAGGUACGAGUGCCUCAAUUGCCCUUCAACAUCCAAGAAAGGUAUGCCCUGUCUUACGCCGCUUGGAUUCAGGGGAUUCUCCGGUUCCACUAAGACGGGUGGAGACAUAUGUCACAUCAUAAGGAAAUUCUUUGCUAAUACCCAUCUCAAUGGUUUGCUGUGCCUAAUUCCGAAACCGCCGUCCACCUUACCGGAGCAUUUCAGUUUCGUCCAGUCGCUUGCUAACAGCUGUGGGUCAAGUAAACGCAUGAACCUGAGUGAUAUGCGAUCCGCAUUUGAGGGCUCUGUUAACAACCUCUCCAUUCAACUGCGGGGUGAUAGCACUGUCUUUACUAAAGCACUGGUUGACGCCUACGGUUCUAAGUCUGCAACUCCCACCGACUGCGAACAUCCUCAUCUUACGACCCUAACAACCACCGACACAUGUAAAGGCAAAAAGAAAAAUGUUAACUGCGCUCCCUAUAUAUAUCCCUUAGCCGAAGAUGCAUAUUGUUACUUCGCCAUGAAACACUGUGACACAUACGUGUCCUGGGCGGUGUACCUUCCAUGGACGUUCUGGGAGUAUCUCAAGAAUCUAUGUGACGACUUUUGCAAUAUCUUCUGCGCAGACUGGGGCUGUCGUAGUUGCCUUAACAGCAGCAAGUGCAAACGCGGCGAACAUGGAAAGAGUGAUGAGCCGAAGGAAAAUGUACCAGGCCAACCGCAUUGCAAAUGCUCAUCCAUGGUAAAAUGUAAGGGUGUUUCACCAACAUUUUACAGAUAUGGCUUUGCAUUUGGUGACCCAAAUGCGCUCGAUGCCAACAAGCAAUGCCAUGAUUUCUAUAAUCAAUUAACUGCUGUCCUAAAAUCGCAGUACUUCAAGAACCUGUUCGACACGUGCGACCACUUCCUAUUCAAAAUCCGCUCCCCCUUCAUCUGGCUCAACGUCGCCCUCUGGCUCCUCUCUCUCCUAUACCUCCUCCACAUCAUGGUCAUCCGCCUAGACCUGCUCCACAUCAAAUCGCAUUUGCAUAGUCCCUCGAGUCAUCGCAUCGCUGCUCAAUCACUACUCGCCGCGGCACGUGUUAACAAACUGGGCAGGGUGUUUUAUCUACAACCAUAA
Messenger RNA from Babesia bigemina, 1560 nucleotides. RefSeq lists its product as hypothetical. Bases 1 to 1560 code for a protein of 519 amino acids. The record is from RefSeq and is a predicted model, not a curated record. NCBI's taxonomy places the organism in Eukaryota, Apicomplexa, Aconoidasida, Piroplasmida, Babesiidae. The transcript has a single exon.